AUAUUCAUAAUAAUCGUACGAUAGAUAAAUAAAGGAGAAAGAAAAAGGAGGUUUGAGAGACUAGAAGAGGAUUGGGAUUUGGCAAGAGAUUUAGAUUAGCAUGGAAUCAAGAAUGGAGUGUAGUAGUCAUCAACAACCUCAGUCACUGUAAAUUUUUUUGGUUAUUAUUUAUCUCUCUCAAAUGCAUAUGCAAUCGCAAUCAAUUGCAAAGCAUUUCGGAUCCAGAGGGAGAGACCCUUUGUGACAGCCUGUAUCCUCUCCAUCGUCUGAUAGAUUCUUCAUUUUUUUUCCAUUUCUCGCGGCAAGAUCUCACACUCUGCACCUAGGGUUAGGGUUUUGGUUCUUGCGGCAUGGCGACUUCUUCGAGUUCUUCGAGCUGGCGCGAGGGCAUGUCCUCCGACAACAUAAAGGGACUGUGCCUCGCUCUCUCUUCUAGCUUCUUCAUCGGCGCCAGCUUCAUUGUCAAAAAGAAGGGUUUGAAGAAGGCCGGUGCUAGUGGAAUCAGGGCCGGAAGUGGAGGUUAUUCUUACUUGUAUGAGCCGCUUUGGUGGGUGGGAAUGAUAACAAUGAUUGUUGGAGAGAUUGCCAAUUUUGCAGCUUAUGCAUUUGCCCCAGCUAUAUUGGUCACCCCUCUUGGUGCUCUUAGCAUUAUUAUCAGUGCUGCUCUUGCUCAUAUUAUUUUACGGGAGAGGCUACAUAUUUUUGGAAUUCUCGGUUGUGUUUUGUGUGUUGUGGGAUCUACGACAAUUGUUUUGCAUGCACCUCAAGAACGGGAAAUUGAAUCUGUUUCAGAAGUGUGGGAUCUUGCUAUGGAACCAGCAUUUCUCUUUUAUGCAGCUAUGGUUAUAACAGCUACUUUUAUCCUUAUCUUCCACUUCAUUCCUCUCUAUGGCCAGACACACAUAAUGGUUUAUAUUGGUGUUUGUUCCCUUGUAGGUUCUCUAACGGUUAUGAGUGUUAAGGCUCUUGGAAUUGUCAUAAAGUUAACACUGUCUGGGAUGAAUCAGCUAAUUUACCCUCAGACUUGGGCAUUCACUCUAGUUGUACUUGUUUGUGUUCUUACCCAAAUGAAUUAUUUAAAUAAGGCACUGGAUACUUUUAAUACGGCAGUGGUAUCUCCUAUAUAUUAUGUUAUGUUCACAACAUUUACCAUUGUGGCUAGUGUUAUUAUGUUUAAGGACUGGGAUAGACAAAGUCCAACACAAGUUAUCACAGAAAUAUGUGGGUUUGUGACCAUUCUAUCAGGAACUUUUCUUCUUCACAAAACUAAGGAUAUGGCUGAUGGUUUACAAACAUCUUUAUCUAUUAGACUUCCUAAGCAUUCAGAAGAGGAUGGCUUUGAUGGUGGUGAAGGCAUUCCUCUUAGACGGCAAGAAUCCAUGAGAUUGCCAUGAUAUAUUCUUUGCAUCACAUCUUGCAUUUCUAAAUGAGCUUGAGGCGCUGGGGAGGGAUUUUGCCAAGGUCGUCUGUAAUUUACUGAUUAUUUCCCUCCCCAUCAUAUUUUUUACCUGAUACAGCUGGGUCGAAGGAUGAGAGUUUCCUAUCACUGUUCUUUUGGCCUCCUGAUGAUUAUGCUUUCUGAUCUUGCCUUGCAUGCCCAUCUACACUCCAUACCGGAGACAAAAGCUAAUGUAAUUUUCUGCACAUUGAUUAUAUAUAGUGUACCUCAGUUAAAUGAAAAUAUUCAUCAUCAAAUUUUGAACUGGACAGCAUUGCAAUGUUAUUAUCAGUGUCUGCUGCCAUUUGAACUCGAGCUGACCACAAUAUUUUGCGCAUGUUGGAGCUAAAUAUGGAAAUCAGGAUGUGUAGAUUCCAGGUCAAAUGCAUUGUUUAAUAGAUUGUUUUAAAUUUUAGUCGCUUUA
Glycine soja is the source of this 1862-nucleotide messenger RNA. RefSeq names its product probable magnesium transporter NIPA4. Lineage: Eukaryota; Viridiplantae; Streptophyta; Magnoliopsida; Fabales; Fabaceae. Gene Ontology annotation, molecular function: magnesium ion transmembrane transporter activity. The transcript has 9 exons. The record is from RefSeq and is a predicted model, not a curated record. Gene Ontology annotation, cellular component: membrane. Gene Ontology annotation, biological process: magnesium ion transport. The coding region runs from base 351 to 1394 and encodes 347 amino acids.